Messenger RNA from Xenopus laevis (African clawed frog), 4682 nucleotides. RefSeq names its product carboxypeptidase D S homeolog (gene cpd.S). NCBI's taxonomy places the organism in Eukaryota, Metazoa, Chordata, Amphibia, Anura, Pipidae. The coding region runs from base 268 to 4296 and encodes 1342 amino acids. The record is from RefSeq and is a predicted model, not a curated record. The transcript has 21 exons.
AUAAAGUAAAGCGUGCGUCUCUGUUGUUAUCCACACACCGGAAAUGGAUUGGUAGAACUUUGACUGGAACGCAGGUCUGGCUCUAGACGCAGGACGGAAACGGGGCAUGGAAUAUAGAACGCAGUGCGACGGGUGCACUGGGAAGACAGGAAGUGGGGCACAACUAAGGCAAUGCGAAUGUCAGCGCGGUUGCUAGGCGCAGAGCGGAAGUGAGGCUUGUGGAGCAGGUGUGCGGUAUUUGCCGCUGGUUAGUGUGAGUACAGCAGUAUGGAUAACCCGGCUUUUCCCUGCCUGUGCGCUCUGUUGUUGUUGUUGGGGACCCUGUGCCCGGUGUGUCCCUCCGCCACUAAGAAAGACAUGUUGGAUUACUCGGAGACGCACGACCAUUAUUAUAACUAUAAACAACUGACUGAUCUUCUCCGAGCCCUUGAACAGGCGCACCCGGAACUCGCCAGCUUGGGCAGCCUGGGCCGCUCGGUGGAGGGGAGAGAGUUGUGGUACAUGAGACUCACUGUAGAACCCCACGCGGUGCCCCCGGAGCGGCCGAAGUUUAAGUACGUGGGGAACAUGCACGGGGAUGAGACGGUGUCCCGCCAGGUGCUCAUUUACCUCACACAAUACCUGUUGGCUCAGUACGGCCGGGACGAGCGCGUCACUCACCUGCUCAACGGCACCGACGUGUACAUCGUGCCCAGCCUCAACCCCGACGGCUUCGAGAAGUCCCAGCCAGGAGACUGCGGGGGGGACAAGGGAGGCAGGAACAACGCCAACAACAAAGACCUCAACCGAAGCUUCCCCGACCAAUUCUCCCCGGACAGUGACCCGCCAGAUGCCUCCCUGGUGCCCGAGGUAACUGCCAUGAUCAGCUGGAUCCGGAGCAACAGGUUUGUUCUGUCUGGCAACCUUCAUGGUGGCUCUGUGGUUGCAAGUUACCCUUAUGAUGAUUCACGCCAACAUAGUAUCCCUGGCCACUACAGCAGAUCAUCUGAUGACAAAGUUUUUAAGUACCUGGCAAAAGCCUUUGCUGAAAACCAUCCUAUAAUGAAGACUGGCCAUCCAAAGUGUGAGGGAGAAGAUGAGUUUUUUCAAGAUGGCAUAACCAAUGGUGCUCAGUGGUAUGACGUUUCAGGUGGGAUGCAGGAUUAUAAUUAUAUAUGGGGAAACUGCUUUGAGGUGACAUUUGAGCUGUCGUGCUGCAAAUAUCCACUCGCUUCUAAACUUUCCGAAGAGUGGGAGUACAACCGGGAGAGUCUCAUCACAUUCAUAGAAAUGGUGCAUAUUGGAGCAAAGGGAUUUGUGACAGACUCUGUCACAGGGAAAGGAAUUGAGAAUGCUGUUAUUUCUGUGGGAGGAAUUGGCCAUAACAUUACAACUGGCAAACUGGGGAACUUCCAGAGAUUGUUGGCUCCUGGGUUGUACAAUAUCACUGCUUCAGGAACAGGGUACUUGCCAGAAACUCUAGUUGACGUUGAAGUAAAACAAGGACCAGCAACUACGCUUGCAUUUUCCCUUCAUCCAACAGAAUUAAUUCCAGAUCCAAAUAUUAAACCAGAAACAACUACUAGUAGGAUUACCACUACUACCGAGGAACUGAAUGUGAAAACAGAAACCACUACAACCCCCCGAAUAGCAAUCCAGCCCCAGGAUUUCCGGCAUCACCGUUACACUGAUAUGGAGAUCUUCCUGCGGAAGUACAGUAUCGAUUACCCAAGUAUCACACGUCUUUACUCGGUAGGCAAGUCUGUGGAACAGAAGGAUCUUUAUGUAAUGGAAAUAUCUGAUAACCCUGGCAUUCAUGAGGCAGGUGAACCAGAGUUCAAGUACAUUGCAAACAUGCACGGCAAUGAGGUUGUUGGGAGGGAACUACUUCUGUAUCUCAUCGAAUACCUCUGUAAAAAUUAUAACAUUGAUCCAGAAGUCACAUACCUGGUUCAGAACACCAGAAUUCACAUUAUGCCUUCUAUGAAUCCCGACGGCUAUGAGAAGGCAGAAGAAGGGGACAAAGAUGGUUUGGUUGGCAGGAACAACAGCAACAAUUAUGACCUGAAUCGUAAUUUUCCAGACCAGUUCUUCCAGAUCACAGAACCUCCGCAACCUGAGACCUUAGCUGUAAUGAACUGGCUGAAAACCUAUCCUUUUGUGCUCUCUGCAAACCUGCAUGGUGGCUCCCUUGUAGUUAAUUAUCCUUUUGAUGAUGAUGAAAAAGGUGUGUCCAAAUACAGUAAAUCCCCAGAUGACCCAGUGUUCCAGCAUUUGUCUCUUUCUUAUUCCAAGGAAAACCCCAAGAUGUAUGAAGGAUUUCCAUGCAAGGAAAUAUACCCCAACGAGAAUUUUCAACAAGGCAUUACCAAUGGUGCAAACUGGUAUAAUGUGCCAGGUGGAAUGCAAGACUGGAAUUAUCUCAACACAAACUGUUUUGAAGUCACAAUUGAACUUGGCUGUGUGAAAUACCCAAUGGCUGCGGAGCUCCCUGCUUACUGGAGAAGCAACCGCCGCUCUCUGCUGCAAUUCAUAAAGCAAGUGCACAUUGGUAUCAAAGGAUUUAUACUGGAUGCAACUGAUGGAAGAGGCAUACCGAAUGCCACCAUAAGUGUUGCCAGCAUUAAUCAUGUAGUCACGUCCUAUAAGGAUGGUGAUUUCUGGAGACUUUUGGUCCCAGGGGCAUAUAAAGUAACAGCCUCAGCAAGGGGAUAUGUCCCUGUCACUAAAAACGUCAACGUCACAGAGAGAGAAGCUGCGUUGGUAAACUUCACCCUUGUUCGUUCAGGGGCAGACUUCCACAAAGAGGAUAAAGGAAAACCAUUCAUAACUGAAGUAGAGAACCCAGAUCCCAACACUAAAGAGUUUGAGACACUGAUAAAGGACCUCUCGGCAGAGAAUGGCUUAGAACACUUUUUAAUGUCCACCUUGGUGGAUAUCGAUCGAUUCCGCUACAGGCCUUAUAAGGAUUUGUCUGGGUUUCUCCGUGGCCUGAACCUUAAUUACCCACAUAUUACAAAUCUGACCAGCUUGGGUCAGAGUGUGGAAUUUCGGCACAUAUGGUCCUUGGAAAUCUCCAAUAAACCAAACACAUCAGAGCCUUCAGAACCAAAGAUCAGAUUUGUUGCAGGAGUUCAUGGCAAUGCUCCUGUGGGCACAGAACUUCUGUUAACAUUCGCUGAGUUUCUCUGCCUAAACUACAAAAAAAGCAGCGCAAUCACCAAGCUCAUUGACAGAACAAGAAUUGUGAUUGUGCCCAUGGUAAAUCCUGAUGGACGGGAGAGUGCAAAAGAGAAGGAAUGCACUUCGACUAUAGGACAAAACAAUGCAAACGGCAAGGAUCUGGAUAUUGACUUUAUAAGUAACUCUUCUGGACCUGUGGGAGAGCGAGAGAAAGAGACCAAUGCUAUUAUCGAUGGUCUCAUCAUGAAGCAGGAUUUUACCCUUUCAGUUGUACUAGAUGGAGGAUCUAUGUUGGUCACUUAUCCGUAUGAUAACCCAGUUCACACAGUGGAGAAUAGAGAUACUCUGAAAUAUUUGGCUUCUAUUUAUGCAAAUAAUCAUCCUACAAUACAUAUUGGACGUCCUGGGUGUCCCAACAUGUCAGAUGAGAAUAUCCCUGGAGGAGUCAUCUGUGGUGCUGAAUGGAGAGGUCAUCAAGGAAGCAUGAAAGAUUUCAGUGUCAUUCAUGGCCAGUGUCCAGAGAUCACAGUGUACACCAGUUGUUGCUUUUUCCCCAGUGCUUCGCAGCUGCACUCACUUUGGGCAGAUAAUAAAAAGGCACUUCUUAGCAUGCUUGUGGAGGUCCACAAGGGUGUGCAUGGGAUUGUGAAGGAUGAAACUGGAAAGCCUGUCCCCAAAGCUGGCAUCAUUAUAAACGAUGGAGUAAAAGUCUAUACCAAAGCAGGAGGCUUCUUUCAUGUGUUACUUGCCCCCGGAUUCCAUAAUAUUAACGCCAUUGCUGAAGGAUAUCAGAAGCAGCACACUCAGGUUCUCAUACGACAUGAUGCUGCAAGUUCGAUAGAAAUAAUAUUCAAUAUGGACAACCGCAUCUUUGGCUUGCCGAGGGAGCUUGUUGUAACUGUUGCGGGUGCUACUAUGUCAGCCCUUUUACUCACAGCCUGCAUCAUCUGGUGUGUAUGUUCCUUAAAAUCCAACCGGCACAAGGAUGGAUUCCAUCGACUUCGACAGCACAACGAUGAAUACGAGGAUGAGAUCCGCUUGACGUCAACUGGCUCUAAAAAAUCUCUUUUGAGCGAUGAGUUCCAGGAUGAAACGGACACAGAAGAAGAGACACUGUACACCAGCAAGCAUUGACUGCACAGAACAAGUUCAACUUAAGACUGGAUCCACCAGCAGCGGGGUUAAACCCCACCGCCACUAAGCUGAGAACUGCCCGUAUCGGCCGUGGAAUGCAGUUGCAGAUACUACCUGCACAUUUGCCAUUGAUCUUCACUUCCAAAAACCUCUUUUGUGUUAAGUGCUCUUUAAUUUGUAUAUGAUAUAUUUUUUGUGCGUGCCUGGCUGGGCCCAGAGGUGUGCUCAAAAACUUUCAUUGUGAAAGAUUGUCAAUAGCCUCUCAGAGGCCAACACGGGAUAAUUAUAAUUUAUUGCAAUACCUGGCAGGUGCUUUUCUGAGCCUCCCACAGAUAUCUCCGUUGUUAAUGCAUCUUACUAAAGAGAAAGUUGACUUUCAAAUUUAA